CGCCUGUGGCCGCCGCCGUCCCUCUCCCCCGUCUGCUACGUCCCCUUCCCGGCCUUAGCUCCCUGCCGCGCCUCCCCCUUCUCCACCAGAAGGCUCCCCAGAUUCGCGGCCUGGAGUAGCGGCGGCGGCGGCGGCUCACGCCCCGAGCCCAAGCCAGGUGACAACGGGAGCAAGGCCAUCCUCGACGCUUUCUUCCUCGGGAAGGCCUUCACGGAGGCGCUCACGGAGCGGGUCGAGUCGGUGGUGGGUGAGGUGUUCAGCAUCGUCGGUCAGUGGCAGGCCGAGCAGCAGAAGCAGGUGCAGGAGUUCCAGGACCUUGUUGAUAUUGAUGUCUUCCUGGAUGCAAUGGUAGCUAAUCUGUUAAAGGGAGAGGUUUGCGACUUCUCUGAGUGCGUCAGGGCCUUCAUCUCGUAAUUGUUGAACCUGCAAUCUUCAUGCUUCAACGUCUGUCAAAAUAGCUAAUAGCUUGCUGGUUGUCGAAUGUCUGUAACAUAUUUUGGCAAUUGCAAUGCUGGCUCAUCACAGGUCGCUGUUUCAAGGUCUUGCUUGCUGCUUGUCAGAAUGUCUAGUAACCAAAAUAGCUAGGUACAUGGAUAUAUAUUGAUCACGCACCGAUUGAUUCAUAUGCCUGCUGCCUGCAUGUUGUCGUUGUGUAUCUGAGCGUGUACAGGUACGAGUAUGGUGCAACAACUGAUUGGUUAGGUCUACCUCAUAUGCUGCGCUUAUUAGCUUGCUUCGUUCCAUCACAUCGUUCA
Messenger RNA from Panicum virgatum (switchgrass), 755 nucleotides. RefSeq lists its product as uncharacterized. Gene Ontology annotation, cellular component: chloroplast thylakoid membrane. Gene Ontology annotation, biological process: thylakoid membrane organization. Lineage: Eukaryota; Viridiplantae; Streptophyta; Magnoliopsida; Poales; Poaceae. The annotation marks the transcript as partial. The record is from RefSeq and is a predicted model, not a curated record. The transcript is spliced from 4 exons.